AUGUCGCAGCACAACCAAUUGUACUACAACGCCAUCCAGCCACGAACCUCGCUCCAUUCCCUGGUCAAUCCAGCUCCAGUUUCUGCUUCCUUUGACACCAGCAGCUCCAGCUCCAUCACCACCAUCACCACCAACAAUGCAAGUUCAACUCUAAACCCCAGCUCAAACCCCAAAGAUCCCAAUUCCAGUCCCACAUCAGACCCAAAUAAAAAUAAAAACAAAAACAAAAACAAAAAUGAAGGUUUCCCAGAUUCUUUACAAAAUUUCUCGAUGGCUUGUUUCAAUAUGGUUGAUGCUUUUAAUUUCAAUGAGUUCCAAAAACUGGAAAUGCAAUCUCAAUUAAAAAAUUUGAUCUUAAAAGCAAUAAAAGAGAAAAAAAUGUGGUUAAAUAACUGGGAAAUUCAAACUUUGCCAAUUUUUAAUAGCUAUAUUCAUAGUAAUUUUAAAUCUAACGAUUUACAGUUGGUUUAUGAUUUAGAAAAAAAAUUAAUCAAAGACAAUGAUAACCAUACUAAUAUUAACAAAAUAGACAAAAGUUCAAUAAAUGCAAAUAAUAAAAGACCCAUUCUAGAUGAUAUCACAUCUUCGCCGCAAUCUGGUAAUCAUCUUUAUCUAAGUGAAGAGAAAAAAAGAAGAAGAUUGGAAAGAUUCGCAACAAAUAGUAAUCCAAAUAACCCCAUUUUCCAAAAUCAGCAACAACAAACAACAACAACUUUUAAACUUGACCCUUAUAAGCACUUUCAAAAGGAAUCUGAGGAAAUUAACCCUAAAAACCUAACUCCCAUUGUCGGUUUAAAUACAAAUCUAGAGAAAAAUUAUUACAACUCUUCUUCAACCAUCCUCCCAACCCAAGUUAGACCUUUAAAAAUCUUAAACCAAACUUUUAAUCUACUACUCGAAAAAUUCAAUUCAAAUAAUAACAAAAUCAACAAUAAUAAACCAAAUAUUCCUUAUAACUAUUUUUGGAACCAAUUUAAAUCAAUGAGACAGGAUCUAACUGUCCAAUCAAUUCAAAAUGAACUAACUAAAAACGUUUAUGAAACUCAUUCAAAGAUUGCAAUUUUAAAUAAUGAUUUAAAUGAAUUUAAAUCUUGCUUAACCAGCUUAAAAUCUAUUUAUUCCACUUUACCAAACGAUUUAAGUAAAUUCGAAUAUUUAUCCUAUCGAAUUCUUUAUUUUAUUUUAAUUGAAAAUUUCUCAGAAAUAUCAAAAAUUAGAUUAUCUUUAAAUCAGUCAAACGUUAAAAAAAUCCAUAUUUUUAAAUCUCAUUACUACUUCAUCUCAAUUUCUUUAGAAUUAUCCCACUAUAUUUAUACAAAUAACUACCACGCCUUUUUCAAAUUGUAUUCAAAUUUAGUCAAUCAAAAUUAUAAAUUCAAUAAAUUAUUAAAAACAAAUAUCCCCAAAGAUAUUGAACUUUUUGUCAAAAUUUAUAAUAAUAAUUUCACCUAUAACGAAAACGAGUCCAACAAUAAUAAUAAUAAUAGUAAUAAUAAUACUAACAAUAAUAAAGCCACUCAUAAAAAGAAAAAAAAAUACAAUUUCAAAAUUCAACUAUCAAAACCGUUUACAAUAGAUGAAGUUAAAAAGAAAAAAUAUUAUAACUUGACUUUUUUCUUGAUUUUAAUUAAUUUUUUCCUAAAUAAAGAAAGAAUUAAAACUUUAUCUAUUUUUUGUAAAAUAUACCAAAAGAUUUCAACUGACUUUUUAAUCACUGAAUUAUCCUUUCAAUCCAAAGAUAGUUUAAAAGAAUUUUUAUCAAGUUAUGACUUAUUAAAUUUUAUUAUAUUUGAUGCUCAUAAAAAGGAAAAUUCCACUACGACGACUACUACUACUGGUAAUAAUAAUAAUAAUAAUAAUAAUAAUAAUAAUGUAACUUAUUUGGAUUGUCGUCAAGCAAGAUUGAAAGUUGAAGAAAUAAAAAUGAGAUUAUGUAAGAAAGUCGAUAUAAAGGGACAAAUGUGA
Ascoidea rubescens DSM 1968 is the source of this 1965-nucleotide messenger RNA. It is a transcript of the gene THP3, whose product is annotated as Thp3p. The record is from RefSeq and is a predicted model, not a curated record. The coding region runs from base 1 to 1965 and encodes 654 amino acids. Lineage: Eukaryota; Fungi; Ascomycota; Saccharomycetes; Ascoideales; Ascoideaceae. Gene Ontology annotation, cellular component: nucleus. The transcript has a single exon.